Messenger RNA from Podospora pseudocomata, 744 nucleotides. RefSeq lists its product as uncharacterized. The record is from RefSeq and is a predicted model, not a curated record. Lineage: Eukaryota; Fungi; Ascomycota; Sordariomycetes; Sordariales; Podosporaceae. The coding region runs from base 1 to 744 and encodes 247 amino acids. The transcript has a single exon.
AUGUUGCGAAACAUGAUGUUUCACAUCAACACGUGGUCAAACAACUCUUGGCAUCUCUGGUUUCCCUCAUUUCUUCGCCAGGGGGGGAAGACAUCACCAAACACUCCCGAAGAGUGGCUCAAGGCUCGGGAACAGGAGAGGGAAUUCUGGACUUCCCGGGAUGAGCUGACGGAGCAGCGCAAACGGUUUCAAAAACUGCUCGGCAUGGAUGUGAACAAUAUUAUACAAGCCCAAUGGUUUCGAGGGGUGCGCAAUCCCCCCGAGGAGCACCUGGCCGUGGACAAGGACGGCUCGUCUUUCUUCGGCGCAUUGGCUUUGUCUCUUCCAUUGAUGCACUACCAGCUCCGAAAUGGAGACCUGGUUGAGCAUGAAGCGGCCUUGUCUCAACGACCCCCCGAACAAAGUUGGCCUCUCGCCACCAUGUUGACCCUCAUAAGCAUGUUCACAGAUCAUCCUGUUAGGCCUUCCCGCGACUAUAGCCUGUUGGUUAAUCAGGGCCGUUUUUUCCACUAUUGGGAUGGCAUAGUAAAAAUUAGGGAUAGGGUGGGCGAGGGGAAAGAAUGGUUCAUCAAGAAUUUCUUGGGGAAUCUCCAUCGCCACCACUCCCUGAUGCUACAAGAUGUGGAGAACCCUCACAAACCUGCUCUCAGGUGGCUCUGCCAACAAUUUAGCCCCAAGAAGGAGACACUUGAGGAGGGCAAGGCGAAGUGGGACAGGAAACCGGAAGAACUUUUCGUAUCGUAG